Cutaneotrichosporon oleaginosum is the source of this 573-nucleotide messenger RNA. Lineage: Eukaryota; Fungi; Basidiomycota; Tremellomycetes; Trichosporonales; Trichosporonaceae. The record is from RefSeq and is a predicted model, not a curated record.
AUGACUACCAGUAUCACAGACGCGCGCUUCACCCACCUCCACGCCACGCCCGAGUACAUCCUUUCUCUGCUGAUCGACGAGAAGCCCGACGCGCAGUGGGCGCACGUGAUGCCGGGGUUCGACGAGAACCUCGACGUCCCCGCGUCGCUCGAACCGCCGCGCCUCGACGCCGACGAGGUCCUCCCGUCCCAACUGCACCCGAGCUACCCGUUCGGGCGCGCGCCGAGCGGCAAGAAGGCGGCCGGCGGCAACCUGCGCGCGAUCGCGGGCAACCUGAUGCCGCAGGAAGACGGGCCGAAGUGGGGCGAGCUCAACCUCGCCCCGCUGCUGGAGCGGCCGGACGGGCGCGAGGUGCCGCCCGUCAUGGCUGGCUCGAAGCGUCCGCCGUCGCCCCCGUCUCCCUCGCUCCGUCCCGAAGCCCCGCCGCCCCGCAGCGAACAUUUGCGCCGGCACCUCGAGCGGCAGCGGCAAGCGACGCCGCCGGCGCCUGCGGACCCGUUCGACGCGCCCGUCCCGAACGAGACGUACGAAGACGACCCCGCGAACGAGCGCAUGGACGAGACGCCCGAGUAG